UCAGAGCCACCUCAGCCACCACCACUGCAGCCUCAGCCGCCAAUACCGAGUGAGGUCAGUGAAAUGGAGCACACAUGGGAGGCCUUAGAAGAGCCAGAGGACAGCAGCUCCAGGACGGCUGAGACCUCAGAGCCACCUCAGCCACCACCACUGCAGCCUCAGCCGCCAAUACCGAGUGAGGUCAGUGAAAUGGAGCACACAUGGGAGGCCUUAGAAGAGCCAGAGGACAGCAGCUCCAGGACGGCUGAGACCUCAGAGCCACCUCAGCCACCACCACUGCAGCCUCAGCCGCCAAUACCGAGUGAGGUCAGUGAAAUGGAGCACACAUGGGAGGCCUUAGAAGAGCCAGAGGACAGCAGCUCCAGGACGGCUGAGACCUCAGAGCCACCACCAGCUCAUGUUCCUGGGGAUGCGGCAAGCAAAACUGAAGUCACACCGGAGGCGUGCCUGACCUUACAGGAGAGGGAGGAAAGCAGCGAGUCGGAUGAAGAGGAGCAAAAAGUUGUAAAGAAUCCUUCUAAGAAGUUGCUGAAGCCAAGGAGGCUUUAUGAGUACCAUGGUCCUCUCUACCACCAAUCAACAACAUCAGCACAUGGGUCCCAGCCAAUGACAACGCGGCCACAGCCACAACCGCAGCCGCAGCCACAGCCACAGCCGCCAUCGCCAUCACCAUCACCACCAAGUGAAGGCAAUUUAAGCAAGACGGAGGACACAGAGGAGACUGACACCCCAGAUGAUUCGGACGACAGCACGUGGUCACCUGAUGAGUCAGAAGAAGGGUUGACAGCUGAUGAUGCACAAGAAGUGCUGCAGAGUCCUCUCAAAAAGUCACGCCGGAAGAGUGGUUAUUGCCUGCCCAAAGUGAGGAGUCCCAGUUCAUCAAAAACUAAAAGGAGGGUUUUAACGUACCCAGAUGACCUCAAAGAUGAUAUCCGGAGACUGUUCCGUGAUGUGUGGAGUGACACCAUAACCGUUAGAAUGAUGAAUGCUGUUCUCAACAGAGAGCCAGCGCUUCUGCAGAAAUGCCAAAAACUGAAGUUGACUAUACACAAUUUACGUGGUCUUGUUCUAAAAUUGCAGGCAGAGUGAUUUUUAAAUUUUGUUUAUGGAAUAUCUUUUUGGCAGCUGUUUUUAUAUUGCUUUUGUGUAUGUUUUCUUGUUUCAUGUUAAUAUUAUGUUUAUUUCAUAUUCAUUUCAUUGUGGUGUGACUUAUCAAAUAUGUUGAACAUGUUUGUGUUGAAUUUAAUAAAUGUUGAAUACUUUGAAUUUAA
Micropterus salmoides (largemouth bass) is the source of this 1271-nucleotide messenger RNA. RefSeq names its product proteoglycan 4-like. NCBI's taxonomy places the organism in Eukaryota, Metazoa, Chordata, Actinopteri, Centrarchiformes, Centrarchidae. The coding region runs from base 64 to 1089 and encodes 341 amino acids. The record is from RefSeq and is a predicted model, not a curated record. The transcript is spliced from 7 exons.